UUAAAAAAUAUAUAUUUUUGGAACAAAUUCAUUUCCUCCUGCACUUGGUUCCGCAAAAUUAAUGUUAGACAUCAAAGAAACAAUGCCGCCUUUGAAGUAACCGCGGAAGGAUCACCGCGCGGCUUCCUUCUAAGAUCCCGGCAAUGAAGCAAUCCUCACAUUUAAAAAGGGGAAAGACUUUCGUUUUCUUUCCUCUCUUCAGUGCAUAAAUUUAGAUGUUAGGUUUAGAGAGUACAGUGUGUGUACGCCUGCAGCUAAUUGUCAACUAAUUAAUGCAACACUCUUUAUCGAGGCUAGAGAAAAUCUUUGAAAAACUGAUGUUUGAAAUAUUGCUUUUAGCCUAUGUAGAGAUUUAAUUCUGCAUGAAGCCUGGGUUUCACAUGAGUCGGACAUGUAUUACUCCGUAUAAAUGGCUUUGCUGUGAUUGUAUCUCUCCUCUUUGUCCUAUUGUUUUGUUUGAGAAAAUCUCUUGACUGGGAGGGAAGCGACAGCGCGCAGAAAACUGUGAGAAAAAAACGCGAGAUGAGCACGUGCGUUUCGGUACGAUUCCAUGAGAACAGCUUCAAUUCCUCCUACGAGGAAUUGUUCCUUCUCGUGCGUUCCGAAAAGGAAGGGGUUAAAUAACGAACUUCGCAGGUCUUUAAGAAAGAGGCCUGUGUCUUUAAAGUUUAUGUAGCAACAGAAGGAUUGCUGGGAUAAUGCUGGGGCGGCAGAUCACUUACUUCUGACGUUACAAAGCCUCGGGGAGUUGGCUCAAGAUUGCUAGUCUUUGAUAAGGUCCUUGCAACUUAGUAGCAACUUUGUGUUUCCAAAAAUUAUCGUAAAAAAACCGUUUUCGAUCGCCUGUCGCAAAAAUAUUGAAGGUCUAUCGACACAAUACACACAGGGGUGACGAAUGAAUGAAGUGUAAACGUGUUACAACGCAUAAAAUGUCACAUGUUCUCUUUAAAGAGGAAAAAAAGAAGAAUUGUUUUGUAUCUACCUUUCGGGACCAGGCCGUCGGUUCUUUACUUUGAUGUCCGCAGUUAAACCUUCGCACAGUUAGUGUUGGAAUAGCCUGGAGGAGGUCUACUGCUUGCUUUGACUGCCUCAAAUACAGUUUGUAAAGAAAAGGGAAAACAGGGAUUUUUUUCGGGAAGAAGGCACGUUAGAUUUUUACCUUUUUUGCAACGAAUACAUUAACCGAAAGGACUGUAAGGGAACUGCCUGUAACUGGAGACUGUGGAUUACUUUUUAAAAAAUCAAAAUCUUCUGAGAGAAGUGUUUUUGAGGAGCAAACUCAUGGAUCGAUGAGAGAAGACGGGGCUGAGUGGGUCCCCCGCUGACUUAAGAGGGUGAGGAGAUUACGACCGCGCGCAGUGAAGCUGGGAAAGAGAGACGCGGCGGCGGGAAGCUGAAGCCAUGAGCAGGGCGCUCGCGGACCCCAUCGGCAGUAGCUUCAGAGAAGAUGCGCCUCGUCCUCCGGUCCCCGGGGAAGAGGGAGAGGCGCCAUGCCACAACCCCGGCAAACUUGCCACGAUGAGAGCCCAGCACAAGGCUAAAUCUUCUGCCCUCGCUUCACCGGUUGCCCCUGCGAAGAGAAACGAAGAUGGGCUCGGGGAACCGGAGGGGAGUGCCUCUCCGGAUUCGCCGCUUGCUCGCUGGACAAAGUCUUUGCACUCUCUUCUCGGGGACCAAGACGGUGCUCAUCUUUUUAGGAUAUUUUUGGAGCGGGAGAGAUGUGUGGACACUUUAGACUUCUGGUUCGCCUGCAAUGGGUUCAGACAAAUGGACCUCAAGGAUACCAAAACCUUACGCGUUGCCAAAGCUAUUUACAAGCGGUAUAUAGAAAACAACAGCGUUGUUGCUAAGCAGCUGAAAACUGCGACUAAAACCUACAUAAGGGAUAAUGUUAAGAAACAGCAGAUAGACUCCGCGAUGUUUGAUCAGGCUCAGACCGAGAUACAGACCGCAAUGGAGGAAAACGCUUACCAGAUGUUCUUAACCUCUGAUAUGUACCUGGAAUACGUCCGCGCCGGGUGCGAGAACCCGGCUCACGUCGGUCCCAACGGACUGGGGAGUCUCAAGUUGAUGUGCGGAUACCUGCCCACGCUCAACGAGGAAGAGGAGUGGAGUUGCAAUGACUUUAAAAACAAAGCAUUGGCCACUUCAGUGGUUGGACUGUCUGCCAAAGCACUCCGGGCUACCGCGUGCCUGAGAACCCUGGAGGCGCUCGAUAAUGGAUACAGGUCGUGCCGACGCGGCGCGGGAGGGGACCCCGCCAACCCCCGCCAGGCCAGCCCGGGGUACGCCUUCGCCCCCGCCUCCAGCGCCAACGACAGCGAGGUGUCCAGCGACGCCAUGACCGACGACUCCAUGUCUGUCACGGACAGCAGCGUAGAUGGCAUCCCUCCUUACACGCUGGGCAACAGGAAGCUGCAGCAGAGGGAGAUGCAGCGCAGCAUGAAGCUCAACGGCCAGGUGACCCUACCUCACUUCCCUCGGACGCGACGGUUGCCCCGGGAGAUGACCCCCGUGGAGCCGGCCGCGUUCGCCGCCCAGCUGGCCUCCCGGCUGGAGCGGCUGAAGAGGGAGCAGGACUCCAUGAGCUCCCUGGAGGAGCGGCUGCAGCAGAUACAGGAGGAAGAAGAGAGGGAGGAGAGCGAGCCGCCAGUCGGAGCCGCCCAUCACCCUCCCCACCCCCUGGGGGCGCUGUCCUCCCCUGGCCCCGGCGAAGAGGACCCCCAGGCCAUCCUGGACAAGCACCUCUCCCGCGUCCUCAAAAGCCCGGGCUGCCAGUCCCCGGGCAUGGCCCGCCACUCGCCCCGCUCCCGCUCCCGCUCCCGCUCCCCAGACCGGCAGCAGCGGGGCGGGGUGGGCGGGGCCUCGGGGCCCAGGGUGCCGCCUCCUCCCCCCGCGUGCUCCGCCCCGGGGUCCUUCCCGCUCCCGGCCUGCGGGGCCGGCGGGGCCUCCGGGGUCUACCUGCCCAAACAGGCCACCAGGCACGUCCACCACCACUACAUCCACCACCACGCCGGGCCCCGCACCCAGGAGCAGGUGGAGGCCGAGGCCGCCCGCCGCGUGCAGAGCCUCUGCCUUCCCGCCGUCGCCCCCGGCGACUACUGCGCCUUCCCCAGGUGCCGGAGCCACGGCAACGAGCCCUGCUGCAGCCCCGGGGAGACCCCCACGAGCGGCAGGCGUUCCUGCUCUUUGUCCAAGCGCGUGUGCAAAGCUGGCGAGGGGGGGGCCCAGCUGAACGGGGAGGGGGGCAGGGGAGGGGUCGCGCCCCUGCAGCUGCCCGCCGACAGCACAGACCGCUCCCAGAACGUGUGGCAGUGGAUCCUGGACAGCGACAGGCAGAGCAAACACAAGCCCCACAGUGCGCAGGGCCCUAAAAAGGGGUGCAGCGUGGACCCCUCCUGCCGGACGUCCCUGGGGCGCGCGUUCACCUGGGGAGGGGGUGGAGGGCCAGGCCUCAGCGGCCACGCCCGCGUGCAUCAGCCCAGCCAGCCCUUCAUCCAGGACCCCGCCAUGCCCCCCCUCUCCCCCCCCAACACCCUGGCCCAGCUGGAGGAGGCCUGUCGCCGCCUGGAGGAGGUGUCCAAACCGCCCAAACAGAGGCACUCGACAUCCAGCCUACAGCGGGACCGGUCACACUUCAGUGCUCCACCGAAUGGAAAUGCCCCAUCAGCUCCUGCCGCUCACGUCGAUGAGCCCAAGGAGCCGAAGAAGGCGGCGGGUUGCCAGGCGGCGUCGUUGCCGGGCGCGGGGGCGGAGCUGGUGGUCACGUACUUCUUCUGCGGGGAGGAGAUCCCGUACAGGCGCAUGAUGAAGGCCCACUGCCUCACUCUCGGCCACUUCAAGGAGCAGCUGCAGAGGAAGGGAAGCUACAGGUACUACUUCAAGAAGGCCAGCGAUGAGUUUGAGUGUGGGGCCGUGUUCGAGGAGGUGUGGGACGACAGGGCCGUUCUGCCCAUGUUCGAGGGCAGGAUCCUGGGGAAGGUGGAGAGGAUGGAGUAAAAAGUGUUUUUGGGGGGGGGAGAAAAAAAAAACUGGACUUUUGAAGAAAUUAAAAGAAAGAAAAAGUAAUAACAACAUUGGAGGCCACGGGCAGAAGGAGCUACUGAAGGAAGGCGAGACAAUGAAGAACCAGCACCAACACUGGGAGUGGACCAAUCAGAUACCUUAAAACCUACCAGCCUUAGACACCUGACCGAACGCCGUUCAGAAAGCCGAGGAUUGUGGGAAAUGCUGAGGACACCAACGAGGCGCUUCAGUGGACUGUCAUGCGCGAGUGUGCGGAUUCCUUCCCUUCUCACAACAGACUGCCACCAGGCCUAACGCUGCGUGUCCAAAACUUGCCACACGCAUCUUGAGUUCCCUUAUGCGUGCAUACGCAUACAAGCAUACAUGUGUGCGUACAUGAUGCCUCUGUCGCGAUUAAAGUUUUGUAAUAUUUAUUUAAACGCACCUCCCCCCUGGCCCCCUCAUGUCCAGAUGAUGGACACGCUGCUUGGAUGAUUGGGAGGAAACAAUGGUGAUUUUUCCAAUGUUGUGACCCCCCCCCCCCCCGACACACCUGUGUGUGUGGAAAGGUGAGGCUGGAGACAGAGAGGGGGGAGAGGUAAGUCUUAGGCUGCGUUCGCGUCGGAUGCGUUUCAUCGGCUCGGAGACGCGAUACGCGCUUCCCCGUUUUUAAUUUUGUGAAACCCACUCUGAAAAAAGGCGCAAAGAGGUGGCUUUUUGCUGUUGCUUGGCAACCGCACUCCGCUCCCGUCAGUCGUUCGCGUGACCACGUUUAACGGGCGUUAGCCCGCGAAUGUCCCCCGGACGUAAUUUGCCGUCUACGUACGCAUCGCGGUAAAAUUUGUCGCCGAGCCUUGGAGCCGCUUUUUUUUUUGUGCCGCGGUCGGUACGAUUUGUGAAAUCGUACAACUUCCAGAGUGUGGCCAGAAAACCGUAACGAGCCACUUCUCCCUCAUCUUAUUUAUUUACAGCGGAAGCUGUACGGGAGGCUCAGAGCCCGCCUCUAUUUUCCUGCGAUUGGACAGCAGAGAAAUGAUUGACAGUGACGUAGGGCGCUUUUUUUUUCCUCAGAGCACUUGAGAAUCGGGACCCUCUUCAGCUCCACGUGCCCCUUAAACACAGGGAGCCGUCCUGGGAGGAUAAACACAAGGAGCCUUUUGCUGCAAAAGCAGCGUAGAAAACGCUUCAAAACUCAUCGAAAAUAAUUCGAAAAAAGCACCCCUCCCCCACCCCGUGCCGUUAAAGUGCGUCUGGUGUGAACGCAGCCUUAAUGGGAUCUCUCCUCCUUCCACGCUGAGGUAUAAAAUGCAGGUUCAGAAACUUAAAAAAAAAAAAAAAAAGUCCUUCCCCAGUAUUUUGUUCUAAUCGCCUGGAUUUGCUAAUUAGCACAAUUCCUCAGCCAGGAGGAGGUGGAACUAAUUAGCGAAAUUAGCUGGCGGAAGUUCAUGGGUGGAAGAAACACACAGCAGGACCUUUGCUCUCUGACCCCUGGACUUCCCACCUCUGCUUGUGGGAUAAAAUUCCUCCUCAACCAGUUCCAUCUUUUGGUGAAUUUAGUGCCUUUUAGCAAGCCCCAAGCAUUGCACCGCCAAGGUCCACAAGGGUAAUUAACCACUGAUAGAUUUUAGCCAGACGUUUAGUCAUCUUUUUAUUCUUUUAACACUGAAAGUUCUCUCUGGAGGUUAAGCUGUUCUGAUUGGCUGGCUCAAUCUGGAUAUUCAUGAGGGGGGGUGUGGUUCGAGAAUGUCCUUAGCUUGUGAGGAAAGUGAUGUUCUAUGUACAAACCAGAUGAUCAGCUCCAACAUCUGUGGUAAAACUAAACCAGGUGGGCAUUUUCACAAAGCAGGAAUACUGAGUUUGCUUCAGAACUGCGCUGAGUAAAACCAGGAACAGCUCUCUUGAGUUCUUCCAGAUUUGGGAUGGUUUCGAGGUUGACUCAGUGCAGUUAUCCUGCUUUGUGACCCCCCCCCAGGAGUAGUCUAAACUUUCAAGAUCAGAACAGAAUGUAAAACGCGAGUAACCAAUAACAACAGAACAGAUGAGAGGCAGGAUUCUGAUGCUGUCCGUUUCUGAAUGCAAACCCACUGCAGUCGUUCAGUCACUGAAAUCUGUUUUAACCUGCUUGUCAUAUAGUGUCUAAAGCAGAACUCCUAAAUGUACACAUUGUAAUUAUGCAUUGCAGACAGCUAAAAAGACUACACUAUUGCUAGUGUUUACUUAGUACAGUACCUGUGCCUACAUGGACUCAGUACCAUGUUCUGUCCUGUGUCAGGGCCUUAAACUUCCCUUGGUUUUUAAGAGGGGUUUAUGUCUAAAAGAUAUUUUUAUGCUUUUAAUAUCCUGUAAUCAUGUUUUAUGUUUUUUUUUUUUUGUUUUUUUUUUUGGCCUCAUCUUUUUGUUCUACAUAAAUUGUAAAUAAUGCAUUAUAAUGAGUAACAUUUUAAAAGAAUACCUGGUACUUUAUUGUAAUUAUUAAGAGAUGUUAGCCUUUAUUAAAAGUUAUAUUUUUGAAAUUAAA
This is a messenger RNA of Anguilla rostrata (American eel), 6523 nucleotides long. Its product is annotated as axin-2-like. The transcript has 11 exons. NCBI's taxonomy places the organism in Eukaryota, Metazoa, Chordata, Actinopteri, Anguilliformes, Anguillidae. Gene Ontology annotation, molecular function: I-SMAD binding; molecular adaptor activity; beta-catenin binding. The coding region runs from base 1402 to 3999 and encodes 865 amino acids. Gene Ontology annotation, biological process: positive regulation of protein kinase activity; positive regulation of proteasomal ubiquitin-dependent protein catabolic process; regulation of centromeric sister chromatid cohesion. Gene Ontology annotation, cellular component: nucleus; plasma membrane; beta-catenin destruction complex. The record is from RefSeq and is a predicted model, not a curated record.